Giardia duodenalis is the source of this 669-nucleotide messenger RNA. RefSeq lists its product as uncharacterized. NCBI's taxonomy places the organism in Eukaryota, Fornicata, Diplomonadida, Hexamitidae. The transcript has a single exon. The record is from RefSeq and is a predicted model, not a curated record. The coding region runs from base 1 to 669 and encodes 222 amino acids.
AUGCGUGUUGUAAGCGGGUGCAAUAAUGGUGCUAUGAAGCUUAUCACACAGACGCCAGCUGAUCCUGUUCUUCGGGCUCUGCGCCAUACUACAAACCAGAGUGUACAAGCUAAGAUUGCUCCACAGCCUGUCAAGAACAGCGCCGGUCAAGAUACCACAACAAUCCCAUCUCGAAGUUAUUCCAAUCAGCGAAAUGCGCCAAGUUGCUCGCCCCUCAACGACACUUUUGAGCUUCCACGACUAUGUCGUUCUAACUCUGCCUCAAUGUCCUUAAAAUCCCUAGAACAUAAUAAAACUCCCAACGCCAAGCUAAUCAACGUAUGCACCAAUCCUGGAAAACCAGUAAGGUCGUUGCAGAAACAUAGCAUCUUUGAACAGUUGGAUGCGGGCUACUCUAGAGUCAAACCUGAUGUUCAAUUGCCGCCCAUACGAGCGCUGGUGGCAAGGAGAUCUCAAUCUAACCCAGAGCCUAGUAGGGCCACAGUGGGCUUGAGCUCUUCACCAGUAAGUCAGACUCCAUCAAGUGUUGAGCGAAAAGGCUAUCAGGCAUUCUAUGCUGAUACUAAAAAUCAGAUAGUCUAUGGAUAUAGCAUGUCGCCGCAUCCAGAGCGUGAUGGCGGAUUCCGUAGGGCACAUUGCCCCAUUGGGGAUGUAGUCCGUGAGAUGUAA